CCUCGUGGUACAAGCGAUUCAUCAUCAGCGUUUCGCGUAUUCACCACAUGAGUCGUUAUCUCGCGACAAUACUUGCAUUCAUGCACCAUCAAUUUCUUCACGCAGGCCAUACCACCUCACCACCACAUUCCAUCCCCCCAUCUCUCGUACCCCUCUCCAAAACGUUCUCAAGCAACUUCUUGCACAAUUUGAUUCGGAUAGAUGCACUAGAUGA
Acaulospora colombiana is the source of this 214-nucleotide messenger RNA. NCBI's taxonomy places the organism in Eukaryota, Fungi, Glomeromycota, Glomeromycetes, Diversisporales, Acaulosporaceae. The record is from the annotation of a GenBank genome assembly.